AUGAACACCUUCCCGCUCGCCGCACUGUGCCUCCUGGGAACCUGGGCUGCCCUGGCAGGGGGAGUCACUGUGCAGGAUGGAAAGUUCUCCUUUUCUCUGGAGUCUGUGAAGAAGCUCAAGGGCCUCCGGGGGCUCCGGGAGCCCAGCAUUGACAGCGGAGUGCAGUUUGAUGGACCUGUGGCUCCCGACCUCUGUAGCUCUACUGAGUUUCCUGCAGAACUCAAGCCUGUCUGCCAGGAGCCCAACGCCAAUGAGAUCCUGGGGAGGCUGGAGGUCAUCGCUGAGGACCCGAGCACGUGUGAGCUCUGUGCCUACGCUGCCUGUGCUGGAUGCUAGGACAGCAGGAGCUCGCUGUCCCUCCCCCGCAGAACGCUCCCACUCCUGGCAUCUUUAUCUACCCUGCCC
Messenger RNA from Myotis lucifugus (little brown bat), 405 nucleotides. It is a transcript of the gene GUCA2A, whose product is annotated as guanylate cyclase activator 2A. Gene Ontology annotation, cellular component: extracellular region. Gene Ontology annotation, molecular function: guanylate cyclase activator activity. Lineage: Eukaryota; Metazoa; Chordata; Mammalia; Chiroptera; Vespertilionidae. The record is from RefSeq and is a predicted model, not a curated record. The transcript has 3 exons. Bases 1 to 336 code for a protein of 111 amino acids.